Molecule: messenger RNA, 7207 nt
Organism: Chinchilla lanigera (long-tailed chinchilla)
Lineage: Eukaryota; Metazoa; Chordata; Mammalia; Rodentia; Chinchillidae
Gene: Dsg1
Product: desmoglein 1
Exons: 15
Coding region: 224-3508 (1094 amino acids)
Biological process (GO): homophilic cell-cell adhesion
Cellular component (GO): plasma membrane; desmosome
Molecular function (GO): gamma-catenin binding; calcium ion binding
Source: RefSeq, a predicted model, not a curated record
GCAUUUCAGGGAGACCAGCCCAAGUUUUUAGGGUGGGGAUCCAGACUGGUUAUACGUACCUCAGUCCUUCUCCCAGAGGAAGGCAGAAACACCUCAAAGCCUGCAUGUAAGAACAUCUACUGGGAAAUCAUUUUAAUCAGACGCCAGCUGAGUGGGAGAAAGAAAAAGAACAGAGAAGAACAAAGCUCCCUUGGUCUCGGAUGUAAGGGACACCACCGCGGCGAUGGACUGGCAACCCUUCACAGCAGCAGCCCUGCUCCUCUGCCUGGUCAUGGUGGAAGUUAACAGUGAAUUUCGAAUCCAGGUAAGAGAUUAUAACACUAAGAACGGCACCAUUAAGUGGCAUUCAAUCAGAAGACAGAAACGGGAAUGGAUCAAGUUCGCUGCAGCCUGUCGUGAAGGCGAGGACAACUCAAAGAGAAACCCAAUUGCUAAAAUUCAUUCAGAUUGUGCUGCAAACCAACAAGUUACAUAUCGCAUCUCUGGAGUAGGAAUUGAUCAGCCACCGUAUGGAAUCUUUAUUAUUAAUCAAAAAACUGGUGAAAUUAAUAUAACAUCUAUAGUUGAUCGAGAGGUCACUCCUUAUUUCAUUAUUGUUUGCCGGGCUCUGAAUUCACUCGGUCAAGAUUUAGAGAGGCCUCUGGAGCUCAGAGUCAGGGUUUUGGACAUAAAUGACAACCCUCCAGUGUUUUCCAUGUCUACAUUUAUAGGACAAAUAGAAGAAAAUUCCAAUGCAAAUACACUGGUGAUGAAACUCAAUGCUACCGAUGCAGAUGAACCAAAUAACUUGAAUUCAAAAAUCGCCUUCAAGAUCAUAAGACAGGAACCUUCUGAUGCACCUAUGUUCAUCAUCAACCGGAAUACUGGAGAAAUUCGAACAAUGAAUAAUUUCCUAGACAGAGAGCAAUAUGGCCAGUAUUCUCUUGCUGUAAAAGGCUCAGACCGAGACGGUGGGGCAGACGGCAUGUCGGCUGAGUGCGAAUGCAGCAUUAAAAUCCUGGAUGUCAAUGACAACAUCCCCUACCUGGAGCAGUCUUCAUAUGAACUCAAAAUUGAAGAAAAUGCUCUAUAUUCAGACUUGCUCCAGCUCAGAGUAAUUGAUUUGGACGAAGAGUACACAGCAAACUGGAUGGCAGUAAUUUUCUUCAUUUCUGGAAAUGAAGGAAAUUGGUUUGAGAUAGAAAUGAAUGAAAGAACAAAUGUAGGAAUUCUUAAAGUUGUUCAGCCCCUAGAUUAUGAAGCUGUGAAGAAUGUGCAACUCAGUAUUGGUGUUAGAAAUAAAGCUGAAUUUCAUCAUUCGAUUAUGUCUCAAUAUAAAGUCGUAGGUACCGCGAUCUCCGUGGUUGUGUCAAAUGUAAUUGAAGGUGCAGUGUUUCGCCCAGGUUCAAAGACAUAUGUGGUAACAAGUAACAUGGGAGCAAAUCAUAAAGUGGGAGACUUUGUAGCUACUGACCUGGACACAGGUUCAGCUUCAACAACUGUGAGAUAUGUAAUGGGAAAUAAUCCAGCUGACCUGCUAGCUGUUGACUCAAAAACAGGCACUCUCACUUUGAGAAAACAAGUUACCAUGGAACAGUAUAAAAUGCUUAGGGGAAGAUACGAAGGGACACUUUUAUCUAUAGAUGAUUCUCUCCAUAGAACUUGCACUGGCACAAUUGUUAUUGACCUUGAAGGUUCUGGCUGGUCAACAGCAGAAGGUGGUGGAACUGAGACAGAAAACCAAGGUGGUACAAGCACUAGCACAGAUACCAGUACUGGUACCAUUCCCCGUACUGAUGAAAGUGAUGCUGGAGAUACUACUAGUACCACAGGUGAAGGUGUUUCCACUAAUGAAAAUGACAACUCUGGAGGAACUGACUAUGGUGAGGGUGGUAAUACCCAAAAUACACAACAAGGAGGAGGAGGCGCAGGAGGCGGAGGAGUAGAAAAAGAAAGUUCAGCAGAUAACGUGCACUUUGGUCCUGCUGGGAUUGGACUACUCAUCAUGGGAUUCCUAGUCCUAGGACUGGUCCCGUUUCUGAUGAUCUGUUGUGACUAUGGAGGUCCCGCUGGGGGCAGUGCUGGCUUUGAGCCUGUUCCUGAGUGCUCUGAUGGAGCGAUUCACCCAUGGGCCGUAGAAGGACCACAGCCCGAACCCCACGAUAUGGCCACUAUCUGCGUACCGCAGAUACCACCCGGGGGUGCGACCAUGAUGGAAUGUAUUGACAACUCGGGUGUUUACACAAACGACUAUUGUGCCAGAGAAAUGCAAGAUCUGGGAGGAGGAGAAAGAACAACAGGAUUUGAACUAAUGGAAGGAGUUAAAACAUCAGCCGCACCUGAGAUAUGCCAAGAAUAUUCUGGAACAUUAAGAAGAAACUCUAUGAGGGAAUGUAGAGAAGGAGGUCUGAACAUGAAUUUCAUGGAAAACUAUUUCUGUCAGAAAGCAUACGCUUAUGCCGAUGAGGAAGAAGGGCGCCCAUCCAAUGACUGCUUGCUCGUGUAUGACAUUGAAGGUGCAGGCUCCCCCGCUGGCUCUGUGGGUUGUUGCAGCUUCAUUGGUGAAGACUUGGAUGAAAGCUUUUUGGAUACCCUGGGGCCCAAAUUUAAGAAGCUGGCAGAUAUCAGCCUGGGAAAAGAAACCGAAUGCUAUCCAGACCCUGAUCCCUCAUGGCCUCCUCGGAACACUGAGCCAAUCUACCCUCCGCAGACAACAGGGCCCAUUCCUAGCGGACUCGCAUCAGUCUCCCAGCAGGUUGGCACCACCACCGUCAUUUCUGAGAGUACCUACCCCUCGGGACCUGGUGUACAUCAUCCCAUGCCUAUUCCCGACCCUCUGGGCUAUGGCAAUGUCACUGUAACCGAGUCCUACACCACCUCUGGCUCUCUGAAGCCUGCUGUCCACCUUCAUGAUAACCUGCAUGCGCCCAAUGUGGUGGUGACGGAGAGGGUGGUGGGCCCAAUCUCGGGCGCUGAUUUUCAUGGAAUGUUAGAGAUGCCUGACCUGAGAGAUGGCUCCAAUGUUAUAGUGACAGAGAGGGUCAUAGCGCCAGGCUCAAGUCUACCCACCACUCUGACUAUCCCUACUCCCAUAGAGUCUUCAAAUGUGGUUGUUACAGAAAGAGUAAUCCAGCCAACCUCUGGCAUGAUAGGCAGUCUAGGUAGGCACCCAGACUUAUCCAAUGCCCACAAUGUGAUUGUGACAGAGAGGGUUGUUUCUGGCGCUGGCAUGGGUGGAAUUAGUGGGGCAGCUGGGAUAAGUGGUGGCGUAGGCAGCAGUGGCCUGGUUGGCACCAACAUGGGUGUCAGUGGCAGUGGCCUGAGUGGGCCUGGCAUAAGUGGUGGUGGCAUCGGGAUGGGUGGCCUGGGUGGGGGUGGGGGCCUGAGUGGCAAUGUGGGGGGGACAGCCACUAUUAGCCACAUGAGGAAUUCCUCUGACCAUCACUUUACCCAGACCCUGGGAUCUGCCUCCCCUAGCACGACUCGAAGUCGAAUCACAAAGUACAGUACGGUUCAGUAUACCAAGUAGUUUGUGUCCCGGAGCGCUUGCUCACGGUACUUAUGGCUUAGAUUCGGUUCCCACCACCCAAAAUCUACUCAUGCAACUUAUGAUGCACAGCUAGGUGCUAAGAGCUCCAUUUUGCUGUGAGAAACCACAAUGAGAAAAAUAAAUGGAAACAUGGCCUUGGGAGAGAGAGCUCUCUGUACAUUUAUUUGUAAAUUGUUUCCUUAUAUCAAUAUUAAUGACCUCAUGACAGUGGCCUUAACAUGACUUCUGUGUGCCUAUUUUGUUUCUACGUGGCCUGUAGUUUAUAGCCAGCAUGUGGCAUAAAUAAAAUGUAAUCAUGUAAAACUACUGCCCUUCACAUGGCAUUUGGCAUAAUUUUCCUAUAAUUUGCCAGGUAACCCAGGCAGUAUUCAAAAAUAACUAAACAUGCAAUAUAUUGCCAUGUGUAAUCUGAAAUGCUACCUUGUCAAUUUCAGAGAUAGUGUUAAUAAAAUUCCAACCACAGAUUCAGACCAGGGUUAACCAUUUAAGAAUCUGAUUACCUAAUCAAUUCCAUUAGAAACUAGCAACAGAAGGAGAUUUGUUCAGGGUCAACUGGCAAUGCCUGCACUUGAACCUCAAGCGGGUGGGUUUCAGUUCAAAGUCAAGGACCUUGAUCCCAGUUUAGGGUUAAUGGUAGCUGUGCUCUGGAAGAAUAUUGCUUCCCAGGGAGGUUAUGAGACAUCACAUGCAUUUUUCUCUUUACCGCUGUGGCUAUAUUAAUUAAUAAUAAAGGAAAACUUCUCAGGCCGAGUGGAGUGACGGGUGAUAUGAUUGUCAUAUUUACCUCCUGGGUAAGCAGAUACAAACUGCACUGCAUUGUCAGAGCAUGUUUCCAGCAAGUGUUACUCACUCCUAUCCAGCCCUUUGUUACAUAGCUCCAAAGUUAAAAUGAUUUACCUAAGCUGAGCUGUGGGGGGGGAGCUCACUGCAUGGUUAAGAUAUAGGGGAGUUUUUUUAAGGGGAUCUCAAAAAAAUGUUUUUAGAACAAGCAAACUGUUUUAAAUAGGGAAGUUAGAAAAGAAUCGUUUGGUAAAGCAAAAUCGAACUAAUUAUUAGCUUUGAGUUUAGUACUUUCUUUUAACAACCCUCUGCCGCCAUUUUGAAGUGGUCAGCCAUGAACCUUUUACAGAGUUGAUGAUAUUGUGUUGGAAAGAAUAAAAUAGUACUAGACAAACCCAUUUCUUUCUCUCCCUAACUAAAUUUUUUCACUAGCAUAAAUUUUAAAAUCCUGAUUUGAUUUGUCAAUAAAGUCUUGGCUUAUAAAUGUUCUGAUAAAUAGAUAAUUCCCAAAUAAUAUAGUGUGACAUAUUUUUCUAGCUUCAAAAUGUAGUAAUGUGCUAUUUAUGAUGUAUUAUUUCUGUGUAUUUGCUAUAUAAUGUUUUCUGAUUACAAAUCUCCAAAACGAAGCAACACAUUCUAAAAAAUAGGUACAUUUACCAUUGCAUGGGAGAGGAGUUGUUUGGUUUCUUUUUCUUUGUGUUCUUAAAAUUAAUUGUGGAUGUAAGCUCAGUAAAGUGAUAUUGGAUACAGCAAAAUACAACUAGAAAACAAUUCUUCCUCCUGGAGCUGUGAAUUAUAUACUAUAAAAGAUUUUUCCCCUAGUCAACUAUUCACAUUGUCUAUGGUGUUAGGAGAUCCAAGAAUCAUUGUUCAACUUCCAAUGCUUGUCACAGAGGUCUGAGAGUGAAUUACCUUACCUAGAGCUAUUUUGCUCCAUAUAGUAGCAAAUGAGAUUAAUAUGAUAAAAGUCACAAUAUACAUCUUACCUUAGCUCUGUAGAAUAUGUAAAAUUUUGAUAAUCUGUAAUAUGCUCAAAUGCAGAGGUGUAAAUAAAGUCAUUCAAAGGGAGUCUUUCUUUUAUUUUUUCUGUCAUUAGGGGGUUCUGUUAAGAAAGAUAAAUAUUUUUCCAGAAGUAAAAACAAAAGGCAAUUUAUUGAAAAUACUUGUGCAUGCCUAGGUUCAGGAAUUUGAAGAAAUACAAAUAAUUAUUAAUUAUUUUUAAUAUUACUUAAUUAAUGGGAAUGAUAUUUGACCACAGGAAACAUAUGUGUUGUCCUGAUGCAUCAUAGUAAGUCUUUUCUUUUUUUUUCUUUAGUACCAAGGGUGGAGAUUGAACUCAGGACCUUACGCUUGCCAGGCAGGCGCUGUGCUACUGAGCUAUAUCCCCAAACCCAUAAGUCUUUUCUUAAGACACCUGAAACAUUCCAGAUAUAUUUUUGAAUGUUGUCUAACAAAUGACAGAGGGACUAUCUUUAAAAACUAUUGUUAUUAAGAUCCUUUAGUUUAUAAAACCAUGAGAAAUCCAAAUUUUAAGUGGUAGUAUUAAUCGUUCAUCUUUCUAGGAAGAUACUUUCAAAUGAAAUAUUUUUCUGGAUUGGACAAUGAUGUUCUGUUUAGUCCUAAAUUUAAAAAUUACUUUUCAAAGACAUCAACCAUUCUAAGACUCAUUUAAAGGAAUAUUUUCAAUGAGCAGUCUUUGUUCCUGUCUUUAGAUGCUUUAUUCUAACUCAUGUGCAUUAUUCCAUAGGCCUAGAAGAGUCAUGGAAUCAUUUUAAAAAUAAAUAGCUAUAAUUUAGGUCCCUAUUGCAAGUUAAAUCUUAGGUCAACUUGCUCUUAACAGAAGGAAGAAGGAAUAGACAGCAAUUUAAUGUUAUGCAUAUAUGGUUUGCAAAUAAACCACAAUAUUUAUACAUCGAAAUUUCUAAAGAAAUAAUUCUUAAGGGCAAAAAAGUUAAUGUAUCCCAAACAUUCUACCAUUCAAUAUCAAUGAAAAUACUAUCUUCUGUUAAUUUGACAUUGAUUUUCAGAUACAUUUGCUACUUAUUAUGGACUCCAUGCAUAAGGAUUAAUGUAACUGUAUUUGCACUGAAAUUUUAUAGAAAGCUAACAUUUUAGGGCUAUGUAUAUACCUUCAUCUGGAUAUCUGGUCUACAUGUGUGUAUGAAGGUUUUAGCAUUGUACUGUAGUUUCCAUUCCACACAAUGUUCUGACAAAAUUUUAAUUAUAUAUCUUCAAAAAUUAUAUUUUUAUAUUGUUGAUGCCUUUAGCUGUACAAUUUAUUUUUGAAUUCAUAUGGAAAUUUUAUUGUCAGCCAAGGCAUGACAUUUGUGACAUUCUGAAUUUUGUGGGAUAUUAAAGGGAUAAACAGUGGCAAAAACAACCAUGGCUGUCUUGGAUAUACAUUUAAAACCAAAACAAACUUUUUAAAGAACUGGACUACUUUUCCACGCAGAUUUCAUAAUUUCUAACCUUCAAUUUCUGGCAUUUUAAGGCCUAUUCUGCAUUGCCCCAAAAUAUACAAUAAUUCGCACAAAAUCAAGUAUGUCUUCCGUUCCAGGUUAUUCAAUGUGUCAGAACAAAGCCUGAAUGAAUAAUUUAUUUUUUAAUUCUCUACAUUCCCUUCCAUUUAGCUAUAUUUAACUUACUAAACAAUUUAUGAUCAAACUGUGCUUAGUCUAAUUUAUUUUUCUUUUGAUGCCUAUUUUUCAAGCAUUUUAAAACUCUAAUAUUCGUCUUUGGUGAUGUUUAAAACAAGACGUUUUUCUCUGAGCGUCAAUACAAAAGGUUUGGGGCUGUUUGGGUGCCAGUUCUUUGCUUCAUCAUCUGUUGCCUGUUUUAAGAUGGUUUAUAUUUCCAAACAAUUGUGUUUACAGCAAUAAAAUGCUUUUGAUGCCUCCA